Armigeres subalbatus is the source of this 1273-nucleotide messenger RNA. Its product is annotated as kxDL motif-containing protein CG10681. The transcript is spliced from 3 exons. The coding region runs from base 132 to 875 and encodes 247 amino acids. Gene Ontology annotation, biological process: lysosome localization. Gene Ontology annotation, cellular component: BORC complex. Lineage: Eukaryota; Metazoa; Arthropoda; Insecta; Diptera; Culicidae. The record is from RefSeq and is a predicted model, not a curated record.
ACAGCCGUCGUCCCGUCACGGUGGGCGUCCUCAUAUGAAAAAUCAUAACACUGAAGAGCUGUUGUUGUUUUCUAAAAAAAAAACUACCCCAAAAGUUUUCAAGCAUUCAAAGAUUUAUUAUUCAGAGAAUAAUGAAUUCUGAAAUGAGCAGUAGCAUGCACUCUGGCAGACCAGAAAGUGAAUUUAGCAUUGAGUGUUUCCAAAACUACACCGCACCCGAGGUGUUCGUACAGGGAUUGGCUGGAUUGGUCAAUCAAACGGAUGUCGAAGUGAUGAUUCGUGCCCAGAAGCAAAUGUUACAGCGAUUCGAGAAAACCAACGAGAUGUUGCUCAACUGCAAUGCACUGAGUCAAAGUCGACUGAAGAUUGCGAGCGACGAUUUCAAAAAGCACACCAAGCUGCUCAACGAGAUGAAAAAGGAUUUGGAUUAUAUUUUUAAGAAAGUAAGGAAUAUUAAAUCGAAGUUGAGCACCCAAUAUCCGCAACCAUUUGCCGAGGCAGCAGCCAAGAAUAAACCUGUAAGUUUUGAUGAAGAAGAUGAAAUUGACACCGCAAGGCGUGCAGAAACGCUGGACGAAGGUAACCCAUCGCGGACGGCUACUCCAGUGAAACAGCAGGCUUCGGCCGGGGGAGUGAAGCAGCAGCUUCCCAAACAGAUGAUGGAAAAGGAGAAGAAAAAACUUAUUGGUGGCGCCGGCCAGAUGGAUCCGGAAACGACUACCGUUAGUUACAUGAAGAUGGAACAGAGUCCAGAAAACCGAAAGUCCGGCAAGGCCAGCCCCAUUGAUCCGAAACGAAGCUCUUUGUUGUCAACACAAAGCAGUUCAACGGACAAUUCCAAUGAUUCAUCGGAAUGCACCUCUGACACUGGUUAGAUGGGGUAGAAUGAAAUUUAAAUUACAAUUGUACUGUUAAUAUAGAUUAUAAUGUGCCAUAUGGUUAUUCAGACUACGAACUAUAUCAAGUGACAUAAUUGUCAAAGAUCAAACACCAAAUUUUACUGGAAAUGAUGCACGUUACGUAUAUGACGUUUCAUAUGAAAAUACUCAACAUCAAGUGAUAAUAGCUCGUAGUCUGAGUAUAUAAUGAAGUUAAUAAUAUAAUAAAAAAUUUACAUUCAAUGGUGAAGAAGUACUAAAACACCAGUAGAUCGUAAUUAUCGUACUAUGAGUUAUGUGUGAAUGUUCCGAUUGCAUAAACAAAUGUUUGUCGAAUAAUCUCGUAUAAACUAUUAUAUAAAAACACAUGUAUGCAUGCAUGUAAAACCUUGAAA